Molecule: messenger RNA, 5519 nt
Organism: Diuraphis noxia (Russian wheat aphid)
Lineage: Eukaryota; Metazoa; Arthropoda; Insecta; Hemiptera; Aphididae
Biological process (GO): monoatomic ion transmembrane transport
Cellular component (GO): transmembrane transporter complex
Molecular function (GO): transmembrane transporter activity; protein binding
Source: RefSeq, a predicted model, not a curated record
UCCCUACCGUGCBCACCACGGACGCCCCCCCACUGUCGUCGACCCACCGCUCGGCCGACAGCCGAUUACUGCGACUACAACUACAGCCGCCGAUAGAAACCACCGUAGUGCGCCAUCGGUCACACACACGCACACACACGGUACACCGACAUCGUUCGGACGGUGCGGGGCGGGAGGCGGUGAUAUUAAUCAGCGAUUAUUAAUUUAGUUUUKMUUUUUUAUUUUUCCCCCAUUCCGAUUUGUAUUUGUUUACUCGGUCGGCGACGUCUGAAAUCAAACCGCGUCCGUACGAUAACGCCGCUCGUGUAGUUUUAUCGUUUUUGUUCAGACAUUGUCCUAUGCAUGGCGUCGACUGCCUGAUUUUCCCGUUCGACCGUUUCGUCUAGAGACAACGUCAGCCAGAAAGUGUUUUGUUCCCGUCGAUCACCAUGCUACCUUCUGUGCCGUGCCGAUCUGGUCAUCUGUAGUCUCCGUCGACCGUCACUGUGAGAUUACCUAUAUAAUAUAAGUUAAAUUAACAAUUUUAAAUUGGCCUAUGAUAUCAACAAUUAAGAAUUAUUUAACUAAUAUGAAAACAAACAGAACAAAAUGACUUCAAGUGAUUUGGCUCAAAAACCAUUUUAUUGCCGCGAAUGGGUUUUCCAAAAAUUAUUACACUGCUUUGAUCAAAGAAGCAAUUGGAAAACAUGUGGAGCCCUUCUUGUUGGAGGUGCUGGAUGUGGAAAAACUUCACUGUGCUGUGAAAUUGUUCAUCCGUCUGGCAGACAACAACGUGCAUUAAACAGAAGACUAUUAGCUUAUCAUUUUUGUCAAGCUCAAAAUGUAAACACAUUAUCAGUUGCACAUUUUAUUCAAAGUUUGGUUUCUCAAUUAUCUGAUUCAUUGCCCAAAUCAUAUAAAGAAAGAUUAAAAUCUGAUCCAGCAAUACAAGAAUCUUUAUCUCCAAUCAAUAUAGUAAAAGAUGCGGAUGAUGCAUUUAAAAAAGCUGUUAUUUUUCCAAUAAAUGAUCUUGAACUACCAAAACAUACAAUGUUUCUUUUAGUUGAUUCAGUUGAUGAAGGAUUAUGUACAAAUGAUAGAUCUGAUCCAAAGUUUAAGAAUAAUUCAAGUAAAACCAUUACAGAGCUAUUAGCUACUCAUCAUCAUUUGUUUCCCCAAUGGUUGAUGCUUAUUUGUACWACACGUAGACAGAAUAAAAAUGUUGCUCGUAUGUUUUCUGGUUUUCGUAAAAUUUGCAUAGAUGAUCUCCGUAAAUCACAAGUCGUUAGAGAUAUACAGCAGUACAUAUUAAGCCGUUUGGAAUCAGAAGAAUCCUUACGUCAACACAUGAGUAGAGAUACAGCUGAAAUGUUAAAUCAAUUGCACAUAAAAAGUAAUGGUUGUUUUCUCUAUUUGGAAAGGGUAUUAGAUGGAAUAUCUGAUGGAUGUGUAGUCUUAAGGGAAAUAAAAGAUAUUCCUGGAACUCUUAAUGGACUGUAUUUAUGGUUUUGUCAAAGGCUUUUGAAUUCAAAACAUUUUUCAAAAGUGCGACCUUUGUUAAAUGUUAUCUUAGCAUCUCCAGAACCUUUAUCAGAAGAACAAUUAAGUAGUAUUAUACAUUCUGUAUACCAAUACAUGUCUGUUGAAGAAUUUCACAAAAGAUUUAGCUUAUUGAGAAGAAUAUUUUCAUUACCAAGAGAUUCAAAGAUAAUACAAUUUCAUCACAGUUUUGGAGAAUGGUUCCUAGAUGUCAAACAUUGCACUAGAAGGUUUUUGUGCUCUGCAAAUGAAGGGCAUGCUAUGAUUGCUUUUCAUUAUACACUUAGAUGUUCAAAACCCCCUGCACAUGACGAAGUCCAUAAAUUAGCUUAUCAUUUAUCAAGAGUUAACCCAUUACCAGUCUGGACAAACUUUUCUGACACAAAUUUACUGCCACUACUAUGGUUGAUUGAUACUGGAGCACUAAUUUCUGAAAGUUUGACUAUUCCUUGUUAUGAUAGAAAAGCUGUAAAUUUUUUGGAAGGAGCUAAUAAUUGUUUUCAAUCUGAUAUUGAUCUAAAAUCGAAUAAGUUUGAAACAAAUUUUGGAUUGGUAUCAUCACCAAAAUAUGAUAAAAAUCCAGUUAUUUAUUCAAAUACCUUAUUAUCUUCAAAUUUAUAUGAAGUAGAUAUUAAUGGCAGGAAUACUUUGCAUUUACUUGCAAUGGAUGGAAAUUUUAGCGUUCUUCAGGAGUUAUUAAAAACUCACUCAGAUGUAAAUUUAGAAGUGAAUGACAAUAAUGGACAAACACCUCUUAAUAUAGCUGCACGUCACGGUCAUCUUGAAGUUGUAGAGCUUUUAUUAAAAUAUAACUGUAAAAUAGAUCAUGCAGAUGUUGAAGGGUGGACUGCUUUAAGAGCUGCUGCAUGGGGUGGUCACUCACAAGUGGUAGAGUUAUUGCUUAAACAUGGGGCCGAUGUUGAAUGCUCUGAUUGUGAAGGACGUGGAGCAUUACGUGCUGCAGCUUGGGGAGGUCACAAUGAUGUUGUGAUAAAAUUACUAGAAGCUGGCGCAAACCCUAAUACUACUGAUGGCGAUGGUAGAACUCCAUUGAUUGCUGCAGCGUAUAUGGGCCAUGCGCAUAUUGUAGGAAGAUUACUGGACAAUGGGGCGAAUAUUAAUCAUCAAGAUAGUGAUGGCCGUACUGCUUUAAGUGUUGCUGCUUUAUGUGCACCUACUAAUGGUGGAUAUGCCAAGGUUGUCACUUUGCUGUUGGAAUCUGGAGCUUUUGUUGAUCAUGAAGAUAAAGAUGGAAUGACACCUUUACUUGUUGCUGCAUUCGAAGGCCAUAGAGAUGUUUGCGAAAUUUUAUUAGAAGCAGAGGCUGAUGUAGACCAUUGUGAUAAGUUAGGUAGAACACCUUUAUGGGCUGCUGCAUCAAUGGGACAUCCUGCUUGUGUUUCACUUUUGUUAUUUUGGGGUUGUUAUGUAGACAGCAUUGAUAAUGAAGGUCGUACUGUUCUCAGCGUUUCUGCAGCUCAAGGGAAUAAUGUUGUAGUGUCUCAACUGUUAGAUAGAGGUCUUGAUGAACAACAUAGAGACAACUCUGGUUGGACACCAUUGCAUUAUGCUGCAUUUGAAGGUCAUCAGGUUGUUUGCAGAACAUUGUUGGAGAGUGGAGCAAAAAUUGAUCAAACUGAUAAUGAUGGUAAGCCACCAUUAAUGUUAGCAGCUGAAGAAGGGCAUUCAGGUUUAGUAAGUGAAUUUUUAAAAAACUAUGGAGCCCCUCCAGAUCAGAAAGCUCAUGAUGGAAGAACUGCUUUAAGAUUAGCUGCAUUAGAAGGACAUAUUGAAGUAGUUAGAAGUCUUGUAGAUCAUGGAGUUGAUGUUAACAAAAAAGAUGCUGAUGGUCGAAGUACUCUUUAUGUCCUUGCUCUUGAAAAUCAUUUAGCAAUGGCUAAAUUUUUUAUUGACCCAGGUGGAGCAGACGUUGAAAGCACAGAUUCUGAAGGUCGUACUGCUUUGCAUGUUAGUUGUUGGCAAGGUCACUGUGAAAUGGUAUCCUUAUUGUUAAAACUUGGAAAAGCUAAYUUAAAUGCAACUGACAAUGAAAAUAGAACGCCUCUUCACUUGGCUGCAUGGCAAGGACAUUCUGUCAUCGUCCGAUUAUUAAUUGAACAUGGUGCUAGUGUUAAUCAUGCGUGCAAUCAAGGAGCAACAGCAUUGGGUAUUGCUUCUCAAGAAGGUAAUGAGACUUGUGUUCGAUUAUUGUUAAUGCAAGGUGCAAAUCCAUUAGUAUCUGACCAUUGUGGACGAAAUGCCAUAAAAAUUGCUGCAAAAAGUGGUCAUGACAAUAUUGUUAAACUACUUGAACAAUUUUGUCCUAUAAAAAACGAAAGUAAUGGAUUUAAUACAGCUAAUACCUCUUGUGGUUCUGGUUCAACAACUGAAACUAAACCAUCCUCUGCUAUAUUAGUUAAUCCAUUAUUAUCUUGCACUAAUCAUACUCCGAUCCAUGAUUCAUCGCCUAUUGAAUCACCAGAUUCAACAGCUAAACGAACAUCAUUUGUUUCAAACUAUAGCAAAUCAAGUUCUAAUUUAACUGAUAGUACUAAAAGUUCUCACCAAGAUUUGCCAACUCAAUUGACACCAUUGACAUUUACACAAAAAUUACAGCAAUGUAGUCGACGAAUCAAAUCGAGACCCACUUCUAAAGUUCUAAGUCCUUUGCAAAGUCCUAUUUAUGCAACACCACCUCACAGCCCUAAUUCAGAAGAACCAUCAGCUCCAAGCAUUCAAGUAUUGACGGAUGAUCAUUUUUCGCGUGACACUCAUAUGCGAAUUAUUCUUGGUAACAAGGCUGUGUUAAAAAAAUCAACUUCCGAUUCAAAUUACAACAAAAACUUGGGAAACGUCAAGCAAAAACGUAAUGGUAUUGUUACAAAUCCAGCAUUAAGAAUAAUGCCGGCUAUCCGUAAUGGUUUAGAAAUGGCUGCUGGGCGUAAAAAUAAAACACCUCAUUUGCCCACUGAUAGUUUUAAAUGGCGAAAAGAAACGCCAUUAUAAAUAUAUAGUUUAUGAUCCCAAGUGAGUUUAUUAAAGAGUAUUUAUUUUUAUUUUUUGUAAAAAAGGUUGCCAUUUUAUUUUAACUUCUAUAUAUAUUUUGAAAACUAACCUAGUAAUACAGUUAGAAACUACCAAUCAUCCUCUAGGCCUAAAUGAAUAAAAUAAAUGUAUUAAGCAAUAAUUUUACUUUAGAUAUAUAGAAAUUAUGUACAUUUUGUAUCAAGUUGAUCUAAUUUUUAUGAAAUAUAUUUUUAUAUCCUUCUUUCGUGCUCUUAAAAUGUUGUGGCCAAUAAAAUAUUAUUAUUAUCUUUUAAAUAUGAUUUUGUUACAAUAACUAAGUAUGUAUCACAUUCAUCCACUUGUAAGACAAUUAUUAUUUUGGUUGUACAGAGUAAUUUUAUAACUUGACAUUAGAAGGAAAAACGGAUUAAUUUGUGUAUUCUUAGUUGUAAGUAUGGUUUAAGAAUAAUUUUAUGUAUAGUGCAAUCUAAUUUUAGUAUUAGAUAAUGUUUCUCAGUGUGAUCAACUGAAGUAAGUUUAAACAUCGCCAAUCAUCCUAUAUACUUAAGUAAUUAUUUAUAAUGGUAUUUGUACCAUUUACUUAAAGUUAAAAUCUAUAGUGAUUGUGAUAGAACUGUAGAGCUGAACAUUUUUAAAUUAUAUAUAUAUUAAUUUUAGAGAAUACUUUUUGAAUUGUAUGAAUUUAAACAUUUGUAAUUAUUUAAUAUUCAUUCUAAAGUCCACAUUUAAAAUUAACGCAACAUAAAAAAUUGAGCAGAUCCAACCCUGUGUUUAAAUGAAUUCUCCUAUUAUCAAACUUUAGGUUAAGAACAUUACCUGUGUGGCUAAGUUAGUUUUUAUGCAAUUAAUUAGCAAUUUGAAAUUGUUAUACUUUACAUACUCAUAACCAGGACUCAGGACUUAAGAGGACGCCACACCCGCAUGUGUUGUCUCUGUCUUACAAACUUAUAACAUAACAAAAUCUGUUUAGCGCG